Cannabis sativa is the source of this 1371-nucleotide messenger RNA. RefSeq names its product adenine phosphoribosyltransferase 5. Bases 385 to 1005 code for a protein of 206 amino acids. The transcript has 5 exons. Gene Ontology annotation, cellular component: cytosol; cytoplasm. NCBI's taxonomy places the organism in Eukaryota, Viridiplantae, Streptophyta, Magnoliopsida, Rosales, Cannabaceae. Gene Ontology annotation, biological process: adenine salvage. The record is from RefSeq and is a predicted model, not a curated record. Gene Ontology annotation, molecular function: adenine phosphoribosyltransferase activity.
AAAACCCAUAGUAAUUACUCUCUCCUCUUUCUUUUUCUCUUUCUCAUAUUGAGAAAUGAGAAAUGAGAAUCAGAGUAAUUUUAUACCAUUUUUUUUCUCUUUUUUCUCGUUGAGGGUAAAAGAUAGUAAAUAACUCAACAAACUCUCUUCUCUUCUCUUCUUGAAAAUUGGAAAGGAAAGAAAAAUGAGAAAUACCAAAUAAAGCUAAUUUUCUUUUUCCAUUUUAAGGUAUGAAUUCGUCAAUAAAUUGAGGGAGCAAUUUCAAGGCCUUGGCAUCUAUGAAAUGAACAAGGGUAAGGAAAAAAAACCCUCCUCCAAAAGAGUGAUUUUGAGUAGCAUUUACUUAUAAAAAAACAGAGGCAGCUGAAGAAAGUGAAAUUGAAGAUGUUUGCAGCAGAAAAUGGACUCAAAGGAGAUCCAAGGCUUCAAGCCAUAUCAGACUCUAUUAGGGUCAUCCCAGACUUUCCCAAACAAGGAAUAAUGUUUCAAGAUAUAACGACGUUGUUGUUAGAUCACAAGGCAUUCAAAGACACCGUCGAUAUUUUUGUUGAUCGCUAUAGAGACAUGGGUAUCUCUGUUGUUGCCGGAAUAGAGGCGAGAGGCUUCAUUUUCGGUCCAUCAAUUGCUUUAGCUAUUGGUGCCAAAUUUGUUCCUCUACGAAAGCCAAGAAAGUUACCAGGUGCUGUAAUUGCAGAACAUUAUGUUCUAGAGUACGGAAGUGACAAACUAGAGAUGCAUGUGGGGGCUGUAAACCCUGGUGAUCGUGCUUUAGUAAUUGAUGAUUUAGUAGCAACUGGUGGGACACUUUCCGCUGCAAUUCGACUUUUAGAACGCCAGGGGGCCGACGUCGUUGAAUGCGGUUGUGUCAUAGGAUUGCGGGACACCAAUGUAGGUGUUUUCUUUUCUUUUUUUUUUUUAAAAAAAUGUGGUGAAUUUCAAAUUCAUAUUGUAAUUUAUUUUGACAGGGUGAAAGUAGGCUUAAUGGAAAGCCUCUUUACAUUUUAAUUGAGCCACGUCAGAUGGAUAAUAAUUGAAGUGAAAUAGUUGGCUGUUGCUGCUGGGACUGGGAUUAUUAUUAAUAUUAUUGAUUUGGAAAAAGAACAAGAAAAUGUUUUGAGCAACUACUCAUUUGUUGUUUUUUAGAUACAUAUAUCAAUGUGUUUAGUUGGUUAUUAAUUUAGUACAUGUCUCAAUGAUUCUCCUGCCUACUUUUUGUAGAUUAUAUAUUGUUAAUACAUGUAUGGUCUUAUAAUCUUAUUAUUUCAUUUCUAGAUGUUAUCUGUAAUAGUCUUGGUAAGGUAUCAAAUAGAUUCCCUUACACUAGAAAAAAUAUAUAUAUAUAUAUAUAUAUAAUUGCGCUUUCCCUUCAAA